GGAUUCCAUGUAGGUUGUUUCAGCUCAGUCAGCCUUGUGGUUCUCUCCUGUUUGCUGGACGCGAUGUGGUAAGAGGUGGCUCGUCGCGCUGCCCGAUCACCAGCGAGCAGCAAGAGAACCCGGCGCUGCGAUCAUCAUCCUCGCCAUUUCGCGUCUCCUCCUAGCAAGAUUCAGAUUCGCUUGGAGCCCCACGGUUCCCUGGCGCUUCAAGUCGACAGAGCCAACCGCCUGUCACUUCGUCCUUGUGCCUCACACAGUGCUAGUAGCACUCAGACUCGGAGUCGUUGCAGAUUCCUCACACCUUUCCCACAUUUUCCCUCGGAGUUGUAGCACUUUCCCUCUUUUCCUCACACUUUUCCCACCCUCUUUCGGGAUUCCUCUCCUCGUCGAACAGCCACCGCCGGCCACGAUGUCGCCGCCCCUUCCGCCGUCGUACUCAGUUUCGAUUCCUACUUCCACGGGGAAUCCGCGCGAUCGGGAACGACGCCUCCUCCAGCGCCGAUUACGCCGGUCGGUCGGUGGCGCUGCUGCCCCAUCGUCGCCGUCGACGGUUGUUGCCUUCGUCGUCGCGCUACAGCUGCUUUGGCUGCUGCCUGCGCGGGCUCCGUGCACCGUCGCUGCUGCGACUAUCUCGAAGGAUCCUGGCGCGCCUACGGGUGGUACUAUGGCGGCUCGAACAGCCGGGUUGACGUCAGGCCUCCCUCCAGAGACACUAGGGAGUGCCCCUGGCAGGGACGCAGAGACCCGCAGUGCUAGUAGUAGUGAUAGUAGUCGUAGUGGGCCCGGUAGAAGCAGCGUGGCGACGACGAUGACAACGACGAUGAUGAUGUUGAUGCGGGGUGCGGAGACCCAGUCAACCGGGAGUCGCAGUCCAAGCCGGACGGAAUGGGAAGAUUGCUCGCGCGAGCCAACUGUGGAGGUGCGGGACGUGUUCAUGGCGCCGGACCCGCCCGUCAUCGGCCACCAGUUUGAGCUGCAGCUGCCAGCAGUCGCCAGGCAGCUGAUAGCAGGGGGGCAUGUGGCAGUGACAAUAAAGUUUCACGGGCUGCCCGUGCAUGUUGAGUACACGGACAUUUGCCAGCAGACGGCAUGUCCUGUGCUCCCUGGGAGCUUCACGUUCCAGUAUUGGCGGAAUGUCCCCAGCCUUGCAUUCCCUGGGCCUUACUAUGCGCGUCUCAUGGCCACAGACUCCAACAGCACCGAGCUCUUCUGCAUAAUAGUCACGCUUAAUGUUGUCAGGGGAGUGGCGGGUGGUAGGGUGGGAGACGGGCUUGGUUCUCGUGACACUGGUGGUAUCAGAUAAGGCAGACAAGACGGCGGAUCGUCCCAGAAACCAUGUUGACGGGACAACGCUUCUCAUGCGCGUGCAUGUAUCGGUGGCUCUGCUAGCGCUGUGCAGUUUGUAUGUAUAAGCCCCAGUUGUAUAGCGUGUUUAUCUUCUCAACCUGGAAAUGAGCAGCAGUUGGGGGAAGAGUAUAGGGCUGCGGAAGCCUCUUACCAACAUGUUUAACGUUUCCAGGGGAUUUGCUGUGGUGGCCGGUCCAGUGGGGGUUCUAUACGAGGGCAUGCGAUGCGACAACAUGGCCUAGGAGGAUAGGGCAUGAUCACAGAGGCGGCUGCAACAAGAUGCACCAUAGGUAAAGGGAAAUCCGGCUCAAAUGCAACCCAUAACCAUGUGCAGAGCUUGUCAGCGACAUGGGUACAAUAU
Messenger RNA from Closterium sp. NIES-67, 1708 nucleotides. Lineage: Eukaryota; Viridiplantae; Streptophyta; Zygnematophyceae; Desmidiales; Closteriaceae. The record is from the annotation of a GenBank genome assembly.